AUGAAUGUGUAUGUGGACCACCAUAAUAAACCAAUCUUCGAAUGGAUUGAGGAAGAGGAAAAUGAAGAUCAAGACUAUAGAUCUGAAGAGGAUGAAGACUCAGUCUUAUCUGACACUUAUUCUGUUGACCAUGAAGAAGAUGAUGUUGAAUAUCCAUUCCCAUCUAACAAAACCAUAGGUGACAGGAGAUUAUGGUCAUAUGGUCAUGAAAUUCUGCGGACAAACCCUAGGUCUACUGUGAGGAUAGAUGUAGACAUCAUUCCAGAUUCCACAACUUUGUUUUCUAAGUACUAUGUCUGCUUUAAAGUUGUAAGUGAUGGUUGGAAGGAAGGGCGCAGGCCUAUGAUUGGCCUUGAUAGUUGCUUUUUAAAGGUUUGGGUUGAGAACAAGGCGACAUGGAUGUGGUUCAUAGAUCUCCUCAUGGAUGACAUUGAUGGUGGUCUUGGUGCAGGCAUUACCCUUCUUUUUAAUGGACAUAAGGGGUUGGUAGAAGCAGUAAAAGAAAUGUGUCUAGAAGCUGAACAUAGACAAUAUGCAAGGGACAUUGUGGCUCAUUUUGCUAAAAGGCAUGCUAGAAGGAAACCAAUCAUCACUAUGCUAGAGGAAAUUAGGAUAUUUGUGAUGGAGAAGAUAUACAGUCAAAGAGUAGAAGGAAUUGAAUGGGAUUUGACUAUCUGUCCAAGUAUUAGGAAGCUUAUACAAGAUUUAAAGGUUAAACAGAGAUUGUGGGGGGUUACUCCUUGUGGUUAUCAAAAGUAUGAAGUUAGGUUCAAUGAUGCAGCAUAUGGAGUGGAUCUAAUUGCAAAGACUUGUAGAUGUAGAAUAUGGCAACUUAUAGGAAUAUCAUGCUUACAUAGAGUAGCUGCAAUCUCUUCCCUGAAUCAAUAUGUAGAAACAUAUGUGUCCCAAUCAUACAGUAAAUAG
Lactuca saligna is the source of this 924-nucleotide messenger RNA. The record is from the annotation of a GenBank genome assembly. NCBI's taxonomy places the organism in Eukaryota, Viridiplantae, Streptophyta, Magnoliopsida, Asterales, Asteraceae.